AUGGCUCCAAAUAUACAAACGUUUAUAAAUUCCUUCCAAAAUCGCUUGGAGCCCCCAGUUCGGCAACAUCUUAAAAAUGUCUAUGGGACUUUGAUGAUGACUUGCACUGCUGCAUCAGUUGGUGUUUAUGUAGACAUGUUUACAAGAUUCCAAGCAGGAUUUUUGUCAGCUAUUGUGGGAGCAGGUCUAAUGUUGAUGUUGCUUGCAACCCCAGAUGAUGGUAAAAACACAAAAUUGCGUUUGGGAUAUUUGACUGGAUUUGGUUUAACCUCAGGUAUGAGCUUGGGACCACUUCUAGAGUAUGUUAGUGCUGUUGACCCAUCAAUAAUUGUAACAGCCCUGUUGGGAACAACUCUGGUAUUUGUAUGCUUCUCAAUUGCUGCAAUGUUAGCUGAGCGUGGCAGUUGGUUAUUCUUGGGAGGGACUCUGAUGACAUUAUUUUCGUCAAUGUUUGUCAUGUCUCUUGCUAAUAUAUUCCUGCAGUCUCAGUUCAUCUACCAAGCUCAUCUUUACCUUGGUCUUGUGCUUAUGUGUGGAUUUGUCUUAUUUGAUACACAACUGAUUAUUGAGAAACGUCGCAUGGGCAGCAAGGACUUUGUGCAACAUGCUUUAGAGCUGUUUAUUGAUUUUGUUGGAAUGUUUAGACGUCUUGUCAUCAUUUUGACACAAAAGGAGGAGCAAAACCGUCGCCGCAAACGUGAUUAA
Molecule: messenger RNA, 705 nt
Organism: Pieris macdunnoughi
Lineage: Eukaryota; Metazoa; Arthropoda; Insecta; Lepidoptera; Pieridae
Source: the annotation of a GenBank genome assembly